UUCGAUCGUUGUUAACCCUACUUUGGCACAAUCAUCUAUCGCUCUCUCCUUCUCUCUGUCAACGCGCACGCACAAACACGACUACUCAGUGAGUGAGAGGACUCGGCAAGAAAUGGCCAGCUCGAGCUUCGCGUACGUCUUGCUCUUCGCUCUGUUGGCCGCCUCGGCUCUCGGUCAGGCCCCGGGGUCUUCCCCGUCGAAGUCUCCCGCCGCUUCCCCGACCAAAUCCCCUCCCGCGGCCUCCCCGACCGCUCCGGCCCCGUCCCCGGUGGCGACUCCUCCGGCCCCCACGCCCUCUCCCGUCUCCACGCCGCCGACCUCAGCUCCCGUUCCCGCUCCCUCCACCGCGACGCCUCCGUCUUCGGCUCCCGCCUCGUCUCCCGCCUCCUCUCCGCCGGCUCCCCCGGCCUCGACCCCCGGAUCGGCUCCCUCGGCUGCGGUCACCCCUCCACCUGGUGCCGCCGCCCCUUCGCCGACCGGAACUCCACCGGGUUCCGACGGCGCUUUGAACAGAGUCGCGAUCGCCGGAUCCGUGGCUGCGGCGGUGAUGGCCGGUGCUUUGUUGAUGUAGAGGUAGAUCGGUGAUCGCCUUUUGGUAUGGAGGUAGAUAGGUGUUUUAGCUGACUAGUUCUUUGAUUUGUAGCGUUCGGAUUUGUUCUCUCAUUUAUUUUUGCUUGUUUUACUUUGUGGUCGAGGCGACGAUUUUAUCAGGAGACUGGAGAUUUGAUUGGUUGCACUGUUCUAUGAUUAUUAUGAUCGCCAUGGAUUUUUU
This is a messenger RNA of Rhodamnia argentea, 772 nucleotides long. RefSeq names its product classical arabinogalactan protein 10. Bases 113 to 571 code for a protein of 152 amino acids. The record is from RefSeq and is a predicted model, not a curated record. The transcript has a single exon. Lineage: Eukaryota; Viridiplantae; Streptophyta; Magnoliopsida; Myrtales; Myrtaceae.